Messenger RNA from Mobula hypostoma (lesser devil ray), 1549 nucleotides. Its product is annotated as thiol S-methyltransferase TMT1A-like. The record is from RefSeq and is a predicted model, not a curated record. Gene Ontology annotation, molecular function: S-adenosylmethionine-dependent methyltransferase activity. Bases 35 to 766 code for a protein of 243 amino acids. Lineage: Eukaryota; Metazoa; Chordata; Chondrichthyes; Myliobatiformes; Myliobatidae. The transcript is spliced from 2 exons.
UAGCGGAGAGAUCGGGAACGCUUCAUUCUGGAAGAUGGCGUGGGUGAGGUUUGUGCUGCAGUCUGUCGUUGAGAUUCUCGUAUUCCCGGUGACCGUUCUGCAGUACAUUGGAAUAUGGGACCCGCUAUACAAAAGGUUUUUCCCGAUUCUCAUGUCCAGAUUCACGAUUGACAUAAACAAGAAGAUGGCCAAAGUUAAGAAGGAACUCUUCGACAAGCUGCCAGAUUUCGCUAGUUCUUCGGGACUCACUGUCUUGGAAGUAGGUUGCGGCUCUGGUGCUAACUUCAAGUUUUUUCCCUGGGGCUGCAAAGUCAUAUGCGUCGAUGUGAACCCCAACUUCAAGCGCUUCUUGCAAGAAAGCGACGCCGAGAACAAGCACGUUAAGAUAGAAAAGUUUAUUCAGGCAAGCGGCGAGGAUAUGGGCCUAGUGGCAAGUGGGUCGAUCGAUGCCGUGGUGUGCACAUUGGUCUUAUGCAGCGUUCAAGACAUUGACUUGGUGUUGAAAGAGGUUAUGCGCGUGCUGAAACCGGGCGGUGCAUUUUUCUUUAUUGAGCACGUGGCUGCUGAGAAAACAAAGUGGCGGUACUUCUUUCAACAUGUAAUCCAGCCAGCGUGGCGUUAUUUUGGGGACGGGUGCUUUCUGACCAGGGAAACUUGGAUAAACCUUGAAAAAGCCAAAUUCUCGAAGUUGAAUAUAAAGCAUAUCACUGAGCCCUUGGCAUUCAAUUUGAUUUAUAAUCAUGUUGUUGGAUAUGGAGUUAAAUGAGAAGCUAGUUACUGGGAGAUCCAUACCCAAGCUGGAUUGUCUUUUGAUUAUACAUUGCAAUUUUCUUCUAUAGCUGUCAUUGCAAUAAUAUAAUUAACACACACAAAAUGCUACAGAAACUCAGCAGGUCAGGCAGCAUAUUUGAAAAUGAAUGAACAGUGGACGUUUCGGGCCAGGACAAACCAUCGGCUGUUUAUCCAUUUCCAUAGAUACUGCCUGACCAGCUGAGUUUCUCCAGUAUUUUGGAGAUGGAGUUUCAGCAUCUGCAGAAUUUCUUAGGUUUAUGAAUAUCUUAGAAGUUACAGGUCCUCUCCAAGUUACAGCAGGGUUCCGUUCUUGAGAACCAUCCAAAAUCCAAAAAGUUUGUGAGCGGGGAAAGCAGCCACAAACUGAGUUCCCACCUGGUAAAAGGUGCCUGUAGAGCGUCAUUAUUAUCUUGGGCUAAUAUUCUUCUCGGGUUUGAUGUGACAAAAUUCCAGCCAGUCCCAUGAGUGGCCGGCAAACCCAUCCCACUGGUCUGCCAAACACUCGAUCAUAUGUACAGACUGUACUUACGGCAGGCAAUUCUUGAGGACGACCUGUAAUUGUGGUUUAGAUUAGUUUUAAGUGAAUCCUUUUAAAUUGUAUCAUGUAGAGAGAAAUUUCUGUAUCAGUGUUUUCUCAAAUGUAAUCAAGUGAGGUACAUAUCCAUCGGUAUCGCAUAAGAGCCUUGUUUGUUUUGAUAUUUAAUUACAUUAAUAAAUACUUACCUUUAUAUCCUCCAAACCUUCCUGGUCCAGAUUA